Molecule: messenger RNA, 2370 nt
Organism: Stylonychia lemnae
Lineage: Eukaryota; Ciliophora; Spirotrichea; Sporadotrichida; Oxytrichidae
Source: the annotation of a GenBank genome assembly
AUGUAAAGAUCCAUUAUUAAUAGCCCAAACGCAGAAAAUAGAUUAAAAAAUUACUUGAACCCUCCUACACUUUAAGAAAUCGAUGAAUAAAGCAGUCAAAACGAUUUCAAGAAUUUUAGAGCUAAUUUUUAGGGAGUAAAUACUCAGAAUUUUCAAGGGAGAGGGAUGUUUACACCAACAAAUAAUCAUCCAAUGAAUUCUAAUUUUGAUAGCUCCUAAUUAAGUCCGUAAAACAUUGAUCAAAGAGGAAAAAAUACUCAUCGAAAACGAAUGGUUGAACUAAAUUCACCAUCACAAAAUUAGAUUCAUGCCCAACCAUAUACAAGAAAAGCUAGUCAACUGACUCUCGAAUCUAAUAGAAGUGGAACUACAUAAGGAGGUGGCUAGUAAAGUUUUCUAAAUGUCAAUAUGAAUCAGCAAUCAAUAUUUAACAACAAUAAUAGCAUUAAUGUGUAAUCUUAUAACAUUGCUUCAAUUGAUCAAAUUGUAGAGACUAUUUACGAUUCACUGGACAAACUUAAAUCAUAUCUAAUGAUAUCAAUAAAAGAUUAAGAAAGUAGGUUGUCUAAAGAAUACGAGGAAAAGUUUGAUAAAAUUCACCAGAGGCUACUAGAAUUGGAAAAAAAUUAAUCUAUUGCUGGAAAUGCAUAAUAAAAUGUUAUUUCCCCUUUGAAGAGUUCAAUGAGAUCAUUUGAUCAUAUGCUAAAUGACAGAGGAAUAGUAUAACAGCAUUCUGAUGUUAAAAUUCACUCCAAUAAAUUUGUCUAUCCCUCAAUGAUAACUGUAAAAUCAGGAUAAACUGAGCUAUCCUAGCUGAGAGGUAUGUAAAAUACAACCCAUUAGACAACUAAUGCUAGCUGUAGUGCUAUAACUAACGCUAAGAAAAGCUAAAAAUCUCCUGACUAAAAGUCUUCUUCCUAUUACAACAUUAAGAAAAAUCAACCGAAAGUUGGAGAAAGAUAUCUUAAAAGUAUUCAAAGAAAGUAGUAUCUUAAAUAAAAUUAGCAUCUUAGCAAAUUUACCCUAGACUGCAGAGAUCCCUAAAUGAAUAGUACAAAUAAUUAGAUUCCAGUUGACUCUAGAAUGAGACAAAAUGUAUUUUCCCCAAAUAAGCCUCCUUAAUAGCUGAAAAUAUCAGAUUAUUAAUUAGACGCUUGUAAAAAAAUAGAAGAAUCAGAAAAAGAUUAAAGGUAAUUACAUCAAGUUAGUAGAAAGUCAUUGGAUAAGCAUGACAUAUCAAAGACGAGUCUAAAUUUAACUAUGGAUAAGUCAAGACGAAUAACCAAUAUGUCAAGUAAAGAUAGAAAAAGUAUAGGGUCAUAAAACAAUAAUGAUUCGCGAAACCUAUAAUCAUCAAAACAUUAUUAAAGUGUGGAAAAUGUAGACAUGUAAAAUUAAUUAUAGGUAUUAGCAAGUAGUCUUAGUCAAGAGGUUCUACAAUAAAGUGAAAUUUAUCUCACCAAUAUUACGGGUAGACUAAACAAUAGAAUUUCCCCAGCAAAUAUGGACAAUCUAUUGCCUGUUAGCAUCUAGCCCAAGUCAAAGUUUUAACUUGAAACAAACGCAUUCUAAUAACCAUUAAAAACUAUCGUAUCAAGAAUUGGACCAUCUCCAAUGCCAAAUGUUUCAGAGUACAAUUGCAAUUCUCCUAUAUAAUCUAAGCAACUGCCAGGAAAUGAUUCAACAGUAAUAAAUAAGCCUGAGUAUUCUGAGUUUAUGGAAAGUAAUAAUACAUCUAGGAUACUCACCAGUUUAGAGUAAAAGAGGUAGAGUUAAGAAACCUAUAGAAACAAAAAGCUUUCAACAGGUCUUGAAAUAUUAAGGGAUAAAUAUCUAAAUACCAAUUUAAAAUCUCCUUCAGAAGUAUCUAAUGGUGAUCACCAGUAGAAAUAGAACCCAAGGCAUAUUAAAAAUAUCUCAUCAAACUAUCUUACUGCUCAAGAACAAAUAUCUGCAAAUGAAUAAAACAGCAACAACAACAAAAUAAUCCUAGAUAAUAAAAAUAUCAUAGAUUAGUUUGAAAAUUACUUCGCUUCUUCUUAAGAGUAAUUAUGCGAAGCAGUUGAAAUGGCCUCGUCACAACACACGCAAAGUCAUGCGAUUAAUUAAUAGAAUCAAAUAAAAAAUUUCCUAAAAGAUCUUCAACACGAGAAUGAGGAAGUAAGCUAAUCAUUUUAGACGCCUGAGGGUGAACAAAAACAAAGGCGGAAAUAAAAUAUACUCUAAGCUUAUAUUGAUGCGGAUCUAGAUAGUGAAAUAUACAAUAGUAAUCAAAACGAAUCCCAUACUUUAAGUAUACAGGCAAUAAAUAUAGAAUUAGAUAAUGUGAGUGAGGCUUAGUAAAGUAAUAUUGAUGACUAUGGAAUAUGA